This is a messenger RNA of Danio rerio (zebrafish), 877 nucleotides long. It is a transcript of the gene sapcd2, whose product is annotated as suppressor APC domain containing 2. Lineage: Eukaryota; Metazoa; Chordata; Actinopteri; Cypriniformes; Danionidae. The record is from RefSeq and is marked validated.
AGGAAGUGAUGGAGAAGAGUGAGCGCAUCAGUCAGCUGGAGCAGGAGAAGUGUGCCCUGAUCAAGCAGCUGUUCGAGGCUCGAGCUCACAGCGCACACGACAGCAGCGCGCUCGACUCCACCUUCAUCUGACCGUGGUGCAGUCUGAUCUGUGCUUCCCUCUGCUGGAUAUUUCAGCUGUGGUGUUUAAUCUGAUGUUUCUGCGCAGUUUACCACACAAGACUGAUGAUCAAUACUGCGCUGAUACCUCAGACUGAUGAUCAAUACUGCGCUGAUACCUCAGACUGAUGAUCAAUACAGGAUUUUACAAGGAUUAUGAUAAAGAACUGCUGUAUAUUUACUACAGCAUAUGAAUAUAAGCUGGACACGAGUGUUUCAGAUCAUUACUGCGAUCACCUGAACAGCUACACAUCAGAGCAGAUCAGACACAAUAUGGAGGAGUGUGUUCUCCAGGAAACAGAAGAUUGUCAUUUCCUCUGCUGUGACACACCACUCUGAAACACCCCUGAAAUGAGCGUAGAUGGUGCACGAUUGCAGCCUAGAGGAGAAAUGAGACAUGCACUGAUAGCCCCUCCCCACGUCCCCUAUAGCCCCGCCCUACAGCACUGACAGCCCUCUGCUGGUUCAGCGGUGUGCCGCUACUCUUCAGCUUUGGGAACUGGUUGAUGUUAAAUGAUUGUUCAAGAUUUGAGUGAUGAUGAAAGACUGUUCUGGAGUCAGUGCAGCUCUAGAGUAGGGGUGUUUCACAGGUGUGUGUGUGUGUGUGUGUGUUUCUGCUGCAGUGUUUUACCCGUGUGAUGUGACCAAAAUUAUAAUUCCAGCUCUCUGCUUUACAGAACUGGAUGAUCUUCCUUCAUUAAAUCUUGCUGCUGUUGUGA